AUGAUCAAGACCCUACUGCUGUCUGCGUUGGUGGCUGGAGCUCUCAGCUGUGGGCUCCCCACUCACCUGCCCCAACUGAGCAGGGUGGUUGGAGGUGAAGCGGCGACACCCAACAGCUGGCCCUGGCAGGUCUCCCUGCAGUACAAUGCCAAUGGCCAGUGGCGCCACACCUGCGGAGGGUCCCUGGUGGCCAAGAACUGGGUCUUGACAGCUGCCCACUGCAUCAGCUCCUCCAGGACCUACCGCGUGGUGCUGGGCCGGCACAGCCUCUCCACCGAGGAGGCGGGCUCGCUGGCCAUCAAGGUCUCCAAGGCUGUCGUACACCAGAAGUGGAACAACAAUCUGGCCCAAGGGAAUGACAUUGCCCUGCUCAAACUGGCCACACCUGUCACCCUGACUGAUAAGAUCCAACUGGCCUGCCUCCCACCUGCCGGCACCAUUUUACCCAACAACUACCCCUGCUACGUCACAGGCUGGGGCAGGCUGCAGACCAAUGGGGCUUCUCCCGACAUCCUGCAGCAGGGCCUGCUGCUGGUUGUGGACUACGCCACCUGCUCCAGCGCUAGCUGGUGGGGCAGCUCCGUGAAGACCACCAUGGUCUGCGCUGGGGGUGACGGUGUGACUUCCAGCUGCAAUGGUGAUUCUGGAGGGCCCCUGAACUGCCAGGCGGCUGAUGGCAAGUGGCAAGUGCACGGCGUGGUCAGCUUCGGGUCCACUCUCGGCUGCAACUACUACCGCAAGCCUUCCGUCUUCACCAGGGUCUCCAACUACAUAGACUGGAUCAAUACGGUCAUUGCAAAUAACUAACCAAGGAAGCCUCUGGACAUCAGAACUGGGAAGAUGGCAGAAGCAAAAUACUAAUAAAGUGGCAAUCACCACGAUUCACAUCUUGGUGUGACUUAUUAGCAGACCAUCCAAACCUCAUGGUCCUGCAAAYAAGGACAGCAGGGCCCAGGGCCAGGGCAGGCUUGGGCAAGCCUAGCAUUGUCCAGGGCACAGCACGGUCAUCUGAACCUGAAUGGGGUCCCUCAGCAAGGAAGGCACAYGGGAAGCAGGGGUCAGAACCUGGAAGACCUGGAUCUGGCCAGAUCUGGUAACCGUGUUCCCCUGGACAAGAGACUUGCCCUCUAYGCUUGUGGUCUCACCCCUCCCCUGGGAUGGAGGGGGAUCAAGAGGAAUAAGACCACUUUCUCAAACAGGCAGUCUCCAUUAUGAGGAAGUACAAAGCACCCGAGCAAAACGGGGAGACAGGCCAGAGGGCCCAUGUUCACCUGAGAGCUGUUUGUGAAGACUAGAUAAUGCAAUAAAUUUCUGAAAUUCAGAACUCCCAGGCCCCUGCUGCCAGAGUCCAGAGCCUGAGCUUGUUGAUUUAAGAGAAAUGCCGGCUGG
Molecule: messenger RNA, 1389 nt
Organism: Urocitellus parryii (Arctic ground squirrel)
Lineage: Eukaryota; Metazoa; Chordata; Mammalia; Rodentia; Sciuridae
Product: chymotrypsin-like elastase family member 2A
Biological process (GO): proteolysis
Molecular function (GO): serine-type endopeptidase activity
Source: RefSeq, a predicted model, not a curated record